AUGUUAGGAUUGUAUUUAUCUUCGCUUUUCUUUGCUUUUUUCAUGGCCCAAGUGUUUGCUACCAAAUACUCAAUCACAUUCACGUCAGACGAUUAUGAAGAGGGCCAGACAGGACAGAACAAAUCUAAUCCUUUAGUGUUUCAUUUGGAAAAAAACUCACUACCAUCAGCACUGAUAGAUCAAAUGGAGUUUAGUCCCUAUUUGGUGUUAGCGGACAUGCCAGAUAAAUCUCGCGUUUUACAUUCGCAGGAACAAGUUGAUACGGUGAUUGCAUCAAAAUCUGUAAUUGAUUUUCUCCUGGAAGAUCCACUGGCAAUAGCAGAACACAAAAAGUUUUCACAAAUUGAAAGUAUCUUGUAUGAAAUCAUGGAAGACAGCUUAAUGGAGAAAAACGGGACUGAGGGGAUAGUGGAGCAAGAGCCGGAACUGAAAAUAUAUGCAAACAAAGAAAUUAUAGCUACUCCCAGUAACGCAACCAGCAAUAAUGAAAAUCCAACAACUACCGUGACCUUGGUCAGCACAAUCCCGAAUUUAUAUAGCUCGACAAGUAUUGCUAUGCCCACGGGCGGUACAAGUGUUGGAAUAUUGCCGACUACGGCACCAGCAAAUAUCACAAUCGUUGGAGGAUAUGAAAAUUCCUCCCCAUUUUUGAUGYCAUCGAUCAGGGUGUUAUCCAUUAUCUUUUGUGCGUACUUGCUACUCUACUCUUAA
Messenger RNA from Saccharomyces eubayanus, 711 nucleotides. It is a transcript of the gene SPR2, whose product is annotated as Spr2p. The coding region runs from base 1 to 711 and encodes 236 amino acids. The transcript has a single exon. The record is from RefSeq and is a predicted model, not a curated record. NCBI's taxonomy places the organism in Eukaryota, Fungi, Ascomycota, Saccharomycetes, Saccharomycetales, Saccharomycetaceae.